This is a messenger RNA of Trichophyton benhamiae CBS 112371, 1950 nucleotides long. RefSeq lists its product as uncharacterized. Gene Ontology annotation, biological process: regulation of alternative mRNA splicing, via spliceosome; mRNA cis splicing, via spliceosome. Gene Ontology annotation, molecular function: RNA binding. The transcript has 2 exons. NCBI's taxonomy places the organism in Eukaryota, Fungi, Ascomycota, Eurotiomycetes, Onygenales, Arthrodermataceae. Gene Ontology annotation, cellular component: U2-type prespliceosome; U2 snRNP; catalytic step 2 spliceosome. The record is from RefSeq and is a predicted model, not a curated record. Bases 1 to 1950 code for a protein of 649 amino acids.
AUGGCGCCGUCGGCUGUGAACGAGGCUGCUGGCACGCCGUCAGAGCUGCCGGACGAGGUGAACAAGCCGCCAGAGGGCGUUAUCUUGCCACCAAAGGACAUCAAAGACCGAGUGAGGGAGAAAGAGAAGAACAACACCAAGUUCUGCUUCCUAAACCCGAACGACGCUUAUGCCCCGUUUUACGCAUGGAGACUGAGUGAGAUCAAGGCCGGUAGAGGGACGGAUGUGUCUGCCGGGCGCGUUGGAGAGGCUGCGCCAGCUAAGAAGGAGGAAGAGUCUAACGCCCCCAAACCGCCGCCGGAAUUCCAGUUCUCGGCCCGGAUGCCCAAUAUCAACGCGCUGGAUCUGGAGGUAGUCAAGCUGACGGCACUUUUUGUUGCAAAGAGAGGGAAAUCAUUCAUGACAUCUCUAUCCCAGCGCGAGACGAGAAAUUUCCAGUUCGACUUUCUUCGGCCGCAGCACAGCUUAUAUCAGUUUUUCACCAGGCUAGUUGAUCAGUACCGGGAGCUGCUGCAGGUCGAGGGACGUGAGAGCGCCGUCACAGAAGAACAGCGGCUGGCAGACCUGCGGGAGAAUGUGACGAACAAAUACAACGUUCUUGGGCGCGCAAAGCAGCGGGCAGAGUGGGUGAAGUACCAGGAGAUGCAGAAGCUGCAAAAAGAAGAGGAGGAGGAGGAAGAGAAGGUGGCCUACGCGCAGAUCGACUGGCAUGAUUUCGUGGUGGUUGAGACGGUGCUGUUCACAGAGGCAGACGACCAGAGCGAGCUACCGCCGCCUACAUCGCUGAACGACCUACAAACUGCGUCCCUGGAGCAGAAGGCGAUGAUAUCCCUACAGCCGCACGACAGACGAAUAGAAGAAGCCAUGCCCACCGAAGACGACUCGACGACAUACUACAACGCAACAUCAGACAUAUCUCAUCAACCCUCUCUCCCUGUUCUACAACCACAACGUCCCGUAUCCACCGGCCCCAUACAACCGCAAGCACCAUCUCCGUCACCCUUCCCUUCAACAGCAGUAACUUCUGCCUCCCUCUCACCCGCUCCCAUGCCAGCAACCGCAUCUCCCACUCCCACCGCACCCCCAGCAGCGCCAGUCCCGGCAGCAGCAAUGCCCGAUCAACAUCCCGCUCGGGACCGGGUCCGCGCCAAUCCCUCACCCUCGCCAGUACCCGGCCAACCGCCCAUGCGCAUUCGAUCAGACUACGUCCCUCGCGCGCAGGCCAAACAUCUCUCCAGCGCCAACCAGCCUACAUCCAUAUGUCCCAAUUGCAGACAGCAAAUCCCCAUCGCAGAAAUGGAGCAGCAUAUGCGCAUUGAGCUACAGGAUCCUCGCUGGAAGGAACAGCGCGCGAAGGCUGAAGCCCGAUUCGCUAGCACUAACCUUUCGACCGUCGAUGUAGCUAAUAACCUUAAGCGUCUGGCCAGUCAACGAAGCGACGUAUUUGAUCCGAUGUUGUCUGGCGUCGCAGGGUCGUCUACCGCUACAAACGAAGAGGACGAAGAAGGCAGACGCAAAAGGGUGGCUGUUGGACCGAACGGGGUGCCCGUGAAUAUGAACGUGCCUGUUCAGCAGCGCUCGUUCUCGCAGCCUAUGCCUACGCAUCCUCAACCGCAAAUGCAUACCCAUGCACCGGGCACAGUACCUGGCCUACCCCCUGGGGCACCAGGGACAAUUCCGCUACCCCCAGGCGUAGCACCUCCUGGGGUGGCAUCUGCACCCACACCCGCGCCGGGCGUGAGCGUGGGCGCUGGCAUUUCCAGACCAAGCAGCACUAGCACCGGCGCCAGCGCCAACAAGCCUCCCGCCAUGCGCGAGCUGCCUCAACCGCCUAUCCAGAAGCCACCGCCUGUGCAGCCACAGGCAGCCCCCGAGGAAGCCAAACCAGACACGCCGCCGGUGAACAUUAACGAGCAAAUAAGGAAGAUUCACGAGAAGAUGGGGCGGUAA